GCGUCCUGUGUUUACGAGCGCGCGGCUCUGUGAGUUUGUGGCUCCUGAAGCUGAGUAAGCAGCGCAGCGAGGAAUCCCACUGCGCAGUGUGAGGAGGUGGGACACUGAAGACCUUCAGGUUUUUAUCGGCUGACCUCAAAUCGAAGUUGGGAAGUACUUUUUCUUCUUUUGCAACUGAGUGACUGUCUGAUCUCCUUGCCGAGGCCAGCUGACAGCUUCAGAUGAGCACUGAGGCGCUUGCACAUCUAAAAAUCCCCAUGGAUUUCGUUGGCGACUUUGACUUGAUGAAAUUCGGCGUAAAGAAGGAGACGAUGCAGAGUCUGGAUCGCGCCUUCGUCGGGCCGUGCAGCCAGCUCCAGAGGCCAGACUCCGUCUCCUCCACCCCUGGCACCACGCCGUGCAACUCGGUCCCCUCCUCUCCAAGCAUCAACCCGCACGAGCAGAGAAACCCUCCCGGGGGCGACCACUUCUGGAUGCACAACAACGGCGGAUACCCUCACCAGAUGUACCCCCAAGCGUUCGGCCUGACCCCCGAGGACGCGAUGGAGGCCCUCAUUGACGCGACGCAGCAGGGACACCCCACUGCGCCCCACAUCCACCACCCGCAGCCUUUCCAGGGUGACUACGAGGGCUACGCUCACCUGAACGAGCCCGUCCACCCUUACGCAGGCCUUCCCGGCCACCCCGACAUGCAGGGCAUCCCGAGCAGCCACUGCCAGGACGCCUAUCUCAAAGAUGAAAUCGGGUGCGAGUCCCCGGAGUCACCGGAGGCCCAGCAGGUCAGCGCGCACCACCCCCUCCAGCCGCCGCACCGGCGAGGCAACAGCGAGCUCCACUUCUCAGACGACCAGCUGGUGUCCAUGUCCGUCCGGGAGCUGAACCGGCUGCUGAGGGGCCUGAGCAAGGACGAGGUGAUGCGUCUGAAGCAGAAGCGGCGGACCUUGAAAAACAGAGGUUACGCGCAGUCCUGCCGCUACAAGCGGGUGCAGCAGAAACACAUCCUGGAGCACGAGAAGACCAGCCUGGUGUCACAGGUCGAGCAGCUGAAACACGAACUCAGCAGGCUGGUCCGGGAGAGGGACGCUUACAAACUCAAAUGCGAGAAACUGUCCGGGGCGAACUGUUACCACGAAACCGGCUCCACCAGUGACAACCCCUCAUCUCCCGAGUAUUUAAUAUGAGCAGAACUUGACCUUUUCCACAAAGAUCACGUUGAUUUCAUCCUCUUUUUUUCAAAAAUCAUCCAGAGAAAAGACUCAAAUGACAGCAAAGCAAGUUUUCAAACAUGCAUGCAGGACAUGUGUGAGAUGUUUUUAUUUUAUACAGUCAUAUCUGUAUUUUGUCUGACAGAAAUACUUGAAAUCAGAAUAUAUUUGCUUUUCUUAACAUACAUUUAACCUCUGCUUCAGCUCCUGAUUUUCAUUUUCAUGAUUUUUACCAAACAAAAAUUAGUUUUUUUUUAUAUCCAAAUCUCCCUUUCACUUGUAUGAAGCUGAUUCUGCUGGACAGACGUGUUAACUGUUUGCUUCUCUUUUACAAUCAUACAAAUAAGGCAGAUUUUUUUUAAAUCGAAUCUGUUUUUCAUUUAUUAUGAUUCAAUAAACCUAAUGUGACUUUUUAAA
Molecule: messenger RNA, 1622 nt
Organism: Oryzias melastigma (Indian medaka)
Lineage: Eukaryota; Metazoa; Chordata; Actinopteri; Beloniformes; Adrianichthyidae
Gene: mafbb
Product: v-maf avian musculoaponeurotic fibrosarcoma oncogene homolog Bb
Exons: 1
Coding region: 222-1181 (319 amino acids)
Biological process (GO): regulation of transcription by RNA polymerase II
Cellular component (GO): nucleus
Molecular function (GO): DNA-binding transcription factor activity, RNA polymerase II-specific; RNA polymerase II cis-regulatory region sequence-specific DNA binding
Source: RefSeq, a predicted model, not a curated record